AUGCCUGCAGCAGCAGCAGCGGCAGCAGCAGCAGCAGCAGCAGCGGCAGCGGCAGCAGCAGCAGGAGCAGCAGCCAAGAUUGCGGCGGCGGCGCCAGGGAUGGGGGGAAGCGCGGCCAUGCGGCGGUGGAUCUGAGUGCCAGCAGUCUUGCCGCGGUUGA
Molecule: messenger RNA, 160 nt
Organism: Monoraphidium neglectum
Lineage: Eukaryota; Viridiplantae; Chlorophyta; Chlorophyceae; Sphaeropleales; Selenastraceae
Exons: 1
Source: RefSeq, a predicted model, not a curated record